This is a messenger RNA of Leishmania major strain Friedlin, 2931 nucleotides long. RefSeq lists its product as hypothetical. Bases 1 to 2931 code for a protein of 976 amino acids. Gene Ontology annotation, biological process: rRNA processing. The transcript has a single exon. The record is from RefSeq and is a predicted model, not a curated record. Lineage: Eukaryota; Euglenozoa; Kinetoplastea; Trypanosomatida; Trypanosomatidae. Gene Ontology annotation, molecular function: protein binding. Gene Ontology annotation, cellular component: small-subunit processome; Pwp2p-containing subcomplex of 90S preribosome.
AUGGAGUCCUUUGAUCCGUUUCGGGUGGUGGGCUCCAUCUGCGGACCUCUUCCGAUAUCCCCCACGCUGCUCUACGGCACACCGGUGUUGAUGGUGGCCACUGGCCGCACCUUUCAGCUCUACAAGGGCAAGGAACUGGCAAUGAUGCGCGGCGGCCCGACGUUUCAGGACUCGGUUCGUGCGGUAGCACAGGCUGGCAAGUACCGCGCCGUCGCGGAGGGGCCGCGCCUGCACGUCUACGUGCACCACAAGCCCCUCUGGUCGAGCCACCACGAAGCGGCCACGAAGCCGAGCAUCACACUCCUACUGGCCCAGGAUGACCUCCUGUUUAGCGUUGGCAACGACAAGCGCAUUGUGGUGUGGGAGCUCAAGACGGGCACAGUGCUGCAGGCAAUGUCGGUGGAGAACACUGAGACGGUCACGUGCCUUGCACUUCUGACGGGGUACACGAACAAGAUGCUUCUCGCGACGGCAGAGGGAACUCUGCAGCUCUGGAACUUCCGCUCUGGUGCCUGCCUGUGGUACUCCCUGCGUGGCAACGGUAGCAGUUCCGGGCAGGCGUCACGCGCCACCGCCGACGGUGCCGCCGCCAUCACGGCACUUGCUUGCAGCAGGUACAAGGACAUCGUCGCCUACGGCACGACGGAGGGGAAGGUUGUUGCGUGCAACGUGGCAACGGACGAGGUGAUCACCACCUUCGACCAUAGCGAGAGCUGUGCUGUUACGUCGCUGCUGUUUCGCACGGACAAAGACGGCCUGCUUGUGUCCGGCACGAGCCGUGGCGAGGUGGUCAUCUGGGACCUCGAAAAUCGAUGCAUGGACGGCACCUUGACGCGGUCCAAGCAAGUGCGCUCGGAGCUGGAGGCACUGGAGCGUCCACACGUCGACGUCGUGCACUCGCUCGUCAUGUUUGACUUGCCGGAGUACACGUCGUUGCUCAUCACUGGUGGCGCCGACAACGCCCUCAUGCAGUUCCGCUUUGACACCGUGGACGGCCUUGGCGUAUUGGUGCGGGAGCGCCGUGGACACAUGGGAAGCUGCACCAACGCCAUCUUCUACAAUACCGACCUCCUCGUUACGGCUGGCAACGACCGUGCCUUGCGCGUCACGCACGUCUUCUCCGACCGCGCAUCAUGGGAGCUGUCGCAGGGCAAGCUAGGAAAGCGUGGGCGCGAGAAGAACUUGGGGCGGGAGGCCGUGAAGCUGCCCCCUGCCACCGCGCUUGCCGCCGCGAUCACGCGCAACUACCAGUGGCCGAGUCUUGUGUCGCUACACGCCGCCUCGGCACUGGCGUGCGGCUGGCGAAUGGACACACGCGUGAUGGAGUUCAAGCUAUCCGGCAUCCAGACCUCCGCCCACACCGCCCGCGCUCUGGCGCUGUCGGACUGUGGCAACUACGCCGUCGUCGGAUACUCCAGUGGAAACGUUGCCGUUUUGAGCCUGCAGAACCGCAGUGUGCGUCACCUCUUCGAUGCCGACCUCGGUGCCGAUCGAGCCCAUGACAGCUCGGUGGAGUGCGUCGAAGUGGCGUGCGGCAACACCGUGGUCGUGACGGCCGGGCUGGACGGCGUGAUCAAGAUGUGGGACCUGUGGACUGGCAAGCUGAAGGCGGCCAUUCCUACCGGCCAGCCAAUGACCAAGUCGUGCAUGCACGAAGCAUCAUCGCUCUUCAUUGUUGCGCAGCAUUUCACCAUUCGCGUCUACCAUGCCAACCCCGACGUCGGCCUCACGGUGGAGGAGCUGAGCACUCCAGUUCGCGCGCUGGAGGGCCACAACAGCCCUAUUACGGCGCUCGCGCUCGCUCCUGACACGUACCGCUACGUAGCGUCGACCUCCGGUGAUGGUGCGCUGCUUGUCUGGGACUUGGCUGCCGCCGCCUGCGUCGGGCAGUACCGCUUCGCAUCGCCUGCUUUGUCCCUCAGUUUUCAUCCCGAUGCGCUCUUCCUCGUCACCACGCACGCCGGUGAGCGCGGCGCGUACCUGUGGGUCAACAACAUUCGCUACGGGUACGUGCCGGAGGUGGUCCGAAGUCCAAAGGCGAACGCGGUGGAGACGCUGCCGUGGCUACACUUCCCCACCGCGCACGGGGCAGCUGAGGAAACUGCCGAGGAAAGCGCAAACGGCAGUGUGCCGCGCACGUCGGCAGCCGCAGCGCUCACGGAGGCGGAGGAAGAGGCGCGGGAGGCGGCAGCCGCCGAGGCAAACCUGUUUGAUGCAUCGCAGGACAUUGCCCUGGCGCGUCGGCGACAGACGGAGGCACAGCAAGCGGCGCUCGACGCGAUCACGACAGAAGGGAUGCAGCUAGCUGGAGUGCCGCAGCGCCUGUGGUUCAACCUCACUGUGCUGGACCAAAUCAAGGAGAAGAACCAACCCCUGUUGCCGCCCAAGAAGAAGGACGUGCCGUUCUUUCUGCCCACCACACAAGAGCUGCGGCCAACGUUUCUUGUCAUGGUAUCCGACAACCGCAAGAACGAUACCGAGAACGCGAAGAGACGACUGAUGCACGCCGACAUGGAGGAGCUGACGCCGGUGCAGGAGAUGCUUGUGAACGAGAAGCACGACGCUCUCAUGGACUACUUUUUGUCUCUCAAGACCGCGCAAGCGAUCGACCUGGAGCUGAAGCGCGCGGUGGACUAUGUGAGCGGCAGCAGCUACACAGCCGCUGAGCUGGCGAGGAUGCAAGCGUGCGUGAAGGGCCUGCUGUCCUUCAUCACGGCGUGGCUGCGGCGAAACAAGAACGUCGACUUUGUGCAAGGACUCCUUGCGGACGUGGUUCGCUCUCACGGGGCACUGCUGACCCGCUUCGGCGACGCGCUCGUGCCGGCGCUGGAGGAGUUGGCGGAGGUGCAGAACACGCUCCGUCACUCGGUAGAUCACCUGGUGUCGUACCCAGCCUGCCUCGCGGGCACCUUCUCUGGCUCUAUCUUCUAA